UUGAAUUAACACGAUCCAGUUAAUUGCUCAGAUUUUGUUUAUUCUUUUCUUUAACCAAUCGAAUCUUUAAACAUUCCAUUUGAUUCAUUUAAUUGUUCUGUUCACUAUCCAUCAUUAACAUCGAUGUAUCAGAUUCGUUUCUAUGGGAACGAAUUCUCUUGGACAACAAAUCACGAAAUUCUCGAAUAUUUUCAAAGCGAAAAGUUGAUUGUGAUUAGAUGAAUUAAUUUUUAAUCUUCAAUUCCAAUCGAUUCAAUUGAUUGUUCGAUACUUUAUUAUAUUCAAAAAGAAAAUUGUGUUGUUACUAUGAUUCUGUGUCUAGGUUUACCCAAUUCAGGAAAAACACUCUUACUUCGAUCAUUAUCAUGUUAUCCUGAUAAAAUUGAGAAAUUCGAAACAGUUUCAACAGUUGGAAUUAAUUUGGUCAAUUUGAAUUGUUCUCUAAAUGAAUCAAUCACAAUUAGGGAAAUCGGUGGUUCUAUGGAACCGAUUUGGGAAAAUUAUCUCAAUUCCAAUGUAACUCACAUAUUAUUCACAAUUGAUGUUUCUAAUCCAGUUGAAAUUGGAUCAAAUGUAAUCACGUUGAUUAAUUUGUUCAAUUCGUUAUCGGUUAAAUUGUGUCAACCUCGUUUAUUGCUGGUUCUUACUAAAUUAGAUUCCAUUGGAACAAUUAAAUUAGAUGAGACAAUUUCUGGUCUACUUGUUGAUGAUUUAAUUUCGUUACAUUCAUUGAACAAUUCAAUUGAAAUAAUCGGAACCAGCGCAAUUACCGGUCAAGGAUUAGAUGAUAUUAUCAAGUGGUUGUCGAGUUGAUUAAAAAAUCUUAAGUGUCUCCAAGCUAAUUGAACAAUUAACUUACUAUCAUCAUCAAUGAACAAAAAAAUAAUUGAGUUCAUGUUAAUUAAUCAGAUUGAUAACAAAUCGCUUUUCACUUCAUCAAGAAAAUUGUAACCAAUUAAUUGGUUAAUCAAUUGUUUAGAUAAAAAUUGCCAUUGCCAACACAAAAUCAUAAUAAUCAUCAUUUUAAUUAAUUGUAAGUACUAAUUGUUAUCAUUAUCAAUCAAGUUAAUUUAAUAUCUUCUUUUGAUUGUUCCAAUAAUUUUAAUCUAACUGUUAUUAAUACAUUGAGGGUCACAUGUUGAUU
Molecule: messenger RNA, 1144 nt
Organism: Panonychus citri (citrus red mite)
Lineage: Eukaryota; Metazoa; Arthropoda; Arachnida; Trombidiformes; Tetranychidae
Product: ADP-ribosylation factor-like protein 16
Exons: 2
Coding region: 307-813 (168 amino acids)
Molecular function (GO): GTPase activity; GTP binding
Source: RefSeq, a predicted model, not a curated record